ACUGUAGAAGAGAGGAGUCUGAGCACUGUGUCUUGGGCCACAAGAGUGUCCCGCUGAGAAAGGCCAAGAAUGCAAACCAAGUGAAAAUGGCCUUUGAAGGAGCGAGGAGCUGUCAUGAGGCACAGGCUGCUGAAAGGAUCUCCCGAUGACAGGGUGCAGCCCUGUGUUUGCCAUGCAGAACAUCGUGGGUGUACCCCACGUACUGGUGAGGAGAAGACUCCUGGGAAGGGACCUCUUUUUGACCAGGACCCUCUGCAGCCCAGGCCCCAGCCAGUCGAGAGAAAAGCGACCAGAGGAGUUGGCCCUGGGGUUGUACCACCGCCUCCCAGCACUGGGAAAAGCCCUGGGGCACAGCAUUAAACAACGCACAGCCUCCACAGCCAAGACCUGGUGGGACAGAUAUGAAGAGUAUGUGGGAAUCAAUGAAGUUCGAGAGGCCCAGGGCAAGGUGACUGAGGCGGAGAAAGUGUUCAUGGUGGCUCGUGGGCUUGUCCGAGAGGCCCGAGAGGAUUUGGAAGCUCAGCAGGCCAAGCUGAAGGAGGUGAGGGACCGUUUGGAUCGAGUCUCCAGGGAUGACAGCCAGUACCUGGAACUGGCCACUCUGGAACACAGGAUGCUACAGGAAGAGAAGAGGCUCCGUACAGCCUAUCUGCGUGCAGAAGACUCUGAGCGGGAGAAGUUCUCUCUCUUCUCAGCAGCUGUGCGGGAGAGCCAUGAGAAGGAGCGCACAAGGGCCGAGAGGACCAAGAACUGGUCCCUCAUCGGGUCAGUCCUGGGAGCGCUAAUCGGCGUGGCUGGUUCCACCUACGUGAACCGCGUCCGACUACAGGAACUGAAGGCCUUACUCCUGGAGGCACAGAAGGGGCCUGUGAGUCUUCAGGAGGCCAUCCGGGAACAGGCAUCUAGCUACUCCCUCCAGCAGAGGGACCUCCAAGACCUCAUGAUGGACCUGAAGGGCCUGGUACAUGCUGGGCACAGCCAAGGCCAGGGCCCUGGGUUGACGGCAGGUGUUUCUUCCACCCGCGAGAGAGACGUAGAUGUCCUUUCAGCCACCAUGAGAGAGCAGCUCAGUCAUUCCCGGCAGGUCCAUUCCUGCCUGGAGGGUUUACGAGAGCAGCUCGAUGGCCUGGAAAAGACUUGCAAGCAAAUGGCUGGGGUCUUUCAGCUUGCAAAGGCUGCAGCACAGCCAGGCCUGGUGGAGCCAGUAGAUGGGGCUCUGGCCGGCUCCUUGCUGGAGCAGGGGGGCAUGAUCUUGGCCCUGUCUGAUAUGGAGCAGAGGCUAGAAGCCCACGCCAACAGGAACUCUGUCUGCAGCACGCUGGCCACCUGUGUGACACUUGUGGUCACACUACCUGUGCUGUACAUGCUCUUCAAGACCAGAUAGCCUGGGGACCUGCCUCCAAGGAGCUUAAUGGGCGACUGUGGCAUUUGUUGUUGACAGAGUGAGUCUUGGGGUACACAGAGCCGCAGCCGAACUCUGAGCCAUCUGUGGGCUCACCAGCAGGCGCACUUUGUUUUGUGGACUAUGCUCAUUUAUCUAAUUUCCAAAGCUUUGCACUGAUGUCCAAUUAAAAUAUCUUAAGGUUUUUGUAUUA
Messenger RNA from Jaculus jaculus (lesser Egyptian jerboa), 1595 nucleotides. RefSeq names its product coiled-coil domain containing 51 (gene Ccdc51). Lineage: Eukaryota; Metazoa; Chordata; Mammalia; Rodentia; Dipodidae. The record is from RefSeq and is a predicted model, not a curated record. The transcript is spliced from 4 exons. Bases 146 to 1384 code for a protein of 412 amino acids.